Messenger RNA from Rosa rugosa (rugosa rose), 2854 nucleotides. RefSeq names its product LRR receptor-like serine/threonine-protein kinase IOS1. NCBI's taxonomy places the organism in Eukaryota, Viridiplantae, Streptophyta, Magnoliopsida, Rosales, Rosaceae. Gene Ontology annotation, biological process: protein phosphorylation. The transcript is spliced from 13 exons. Gene Ontology annotation, molecular function: protein kinase activity; ATP binding; protein binding. The record is from RefSeq and is a predicted model, not a curated record. The coding region runs from base 67 to 2691 and encodes 874 amino acids.
CAAGAUCUAUAAGACUCAUGACAAACAUGUUUGCAGCAUAGUUCUUUCUCAUUGGAGAAAAGAGUGAUGGGGCUUAUGUUCAAGCAUCUCCUUUAUGCAGUGCUCUGUUUUGCUCUUACACAUGAUCUGGUUCAUGCCCAAGAUAAACAAUCAGGCUUCAUCAGCUUGGACUGUGGACUGCCAUCAGAUUCUUCCUACUCUGAGCCAACCACAAGUAUUAACUACAUUUCAGAUGCACCCUUCAUCGACAGCGGUGUAAGCGGUGUAAGUAGAACCAUAGAGGCUCAAUAUAAAGCCACCCUUCAACUGCAAUAUGCUCGUGUCAGGAGCUUUCCCCAGGGGAUCAGGAAUUGUUACAGAGUAAACAUCACAGGUGGUACUAAAUACUUGAUUAGAGCUACUUUUUUAUAUGGGAACUAUGAUGGGCUAAAUAAAUUGCCCAAGUUUGAUCUGCACCUGGGACCUAACUUCUGGGAUUCAGUGACACCCGCCUUUGCAUCCGAUGCCACCAUCAAUGAACUCAUUCACACUCCUUCAUUAAACCACAUACAAGUGUGUCUGCUGAACAAGGGCUCCGGAACACCAUUCAUUUCAGCAUUGGAAUUUAGGCCUUUGACGAACACUACUUAUGUGACCAUCUCAGGUUCCUUGGCACUCGCCUGGCGCUUAGAUGCUGCAUCAACAAGCAAUAGAUCAUACAGGUAUGACGACGAUGUUUUUGAUCGCCGCUGGAGCCGUUACAACUCUGAUGAUUGGACAAAAAUAAAUACCCCGCGUACCGUAGAGGGCGGUAAUUACCAAGUACCAACUAUAGUAAUGAAUACAGCCAGCACUCCAAAAAAUGCUAAUUCUUCCAUAGAUAUCCCCUGGGAGCCUCCAGAUAACACUACUCAAUAUUAUAUCUACAUGCAUUUUGCUGAGCUGCAACAGCUUAAAACCAAUCAGUUCAGAGCAUUCAAUAUCAAUCUGAAUGGGCAGUAUUGGUAUGGACCUAUUGUUCCACCAAAUUUUUCCACGUACACUGUGUAUACCCAAUCAGCCUUGACACCUGCAGCAAAUAAUAGAUUUUCAAUCCUCAAGACUGAGAAUUCAACUCUACCACCUAUCAUUAAUGCCAUCGAGUUCUACACAUUGAAAGACUUCUCACAAUUAGAAACUGAUCAAGACGAUGUGGUUGCGAUCACGAACAUAAAGUCAACAUACGGAGUGAAGAAGAAUUGGGAAGGAGACCCAUGUGCUCCACAAGAAUACAUUUGGGAAGGUCUCAACUGUAGCUCUAAUGGUUUUGAUCCCCCCAGAAUCACAUCAUUGAACCUCUCUUCAAGUGGACUAAUUGGGGAGAUAACUUCAUAUAUAUCUAAUCUUGUCCCACUACAAUCUUUGGAUUUGUCAAACAAUAGCUUAACUGGUUCAAUACCGGAGUUCCUGUCUAAAUUGCCAAACCUGAAAGUUCUUAACCUGGAAAAGAACAUGCUCAAUGGUUCAGUUCCAGCUGAACUUGUUGAAAGAUCAAGAAGCGGCAGACUAACUUUAAGUGUGGGAGAAAAUAAAAACCUAUGUGCAGAAAUUUCAUGUGAAAAGAAGAAAAUAAAUGUACUCAUUCCAGCAAUAGCAUCAGUUGGAGGGGUUUUCAUUUUCUUGUUAGCAGCAGUGGCAAUAUUCAUGGGACUGAAAAGAGGAAGAAAACCACGUGCAUCCAACAAUCAAAAUGAUUCAUUUGAGUCCAAAAGACGGCAAUUUACAUACUCAGAGAUCUUGAAGAUUACUAAUAACUUUCAGACAAUUCUUGGUAAAGGAGGAUUUGGAACAGUGUACCAUGGUUAUGCAGAUGGUAUUCAAGUUGCUGUGAAGAUGCUUUCUCCAUCAUCAGAUCAAGGAUACAAAGAAUUUCAGACAGAGGUUAAACUUCUGAUGAGAGUUCAUCAUAGAAACUUGACUAGUCUAGUUGGAUAUUGCAUUGAACGAACCACCAUGGCUCUCAUCUACGAAUACAUGGUCAAUGGAAAUUUGGAAUCACAUCUUUUAGGUGAUGACAGCAAUGCGAAUGUCUUGAGUUGGCAAGGUAGACUGCAAAUUGCAAUGGAUGCAUCACAAGGAUUGGAGUAUCUGCACAAUGGUUGUAGGCCACCUAUUGUCCACAGAGAUGUGAAAACAACAAAUAUUUUGUUAGCUGAAAAUUUUCAGGCAAAAUUGGCUGAUUUUGGCCUAUCCAGAGUUUUCCCAACUGAUGGAGGCACUCAUAUGUCCACAGCUGUUGUCGGCACGCCUGGAUACCUUGAUCCUGAGUACCACAUAACCGGCAGGCUGAACGAGAAAAGUGAUGUUUAUAGCUUUGGAGUUGCUCUGUUACAAAUAAUCACUAGCCGUCCUGUGAUAUCAAGAGCUGCUCAUGAAAAUACUCAUGUAAGUCGAUGGGUGAGCUCCAUGCUUGGUAUAGGGGAUGUUAAAAGUAUUGUGGAUCCGAGGUUAUGCGGAGAUUUCAAAGUUAACUCUGCCUGGAAGGCUGUUGAACUAGCAAUGGAUUGUAUAUCUGAAACAUCAACUGAGAGGCCAAACAUGAGUGAGGUAGUGACGAGACUAAAGGAAUGCUUGGCUGCAGAAAUAGCUCGUGAGAAUGAGAGCCAUUUGACUGGAUCAAAAGAGUUCUACGCUAUUAAUGUAACUACUCCACUCAAUCCCUCGGCAAGGUGAUUCGUUGUUCAAAUCAAGCCGAGUAUACCCAAUUCUGCUGCACUUGUAGUUUCUUUUGUGUUUCUAUUUGUUACAGUGUCUCGAGUUAAAACUUCUAAUGAUAAUAGUUCUCUGUCAUGUAAAAGGCUUUGAAACUGGUUUCAAUUCUAAAUGGAAUAAAUAA